Messenger RNA from Musa acuminata AAA Group (dessert banana), 2309 nucleotides. Its product is annotated as protein MIS12 homolog. The coding region runs from base 75 to 797 and encodes 240 amino acids. NCBI's taxonomy places the organism in Eukaryota, Viridiplantae, Streptophyta, Magnoliopsida, Zingiberales, Musaceae. The transcript has 8 exons. Gene Ontology annotation, biological process: kinetochore assembly; mitotic sister chromatid segregation; mitotic cell cycle. The record is from RefSeq and is a predicted model, not a curated record. Gene Ontology annotation, cellular component: MIS12/MIND type complex; chromosome, centromeric region; nucleus.
CUCAAAUCGCUCUCGAUUGCCGCUUCUUCCCUCCUCGGGCGGCCCGGUGGAAGCGAGAAGGGAUCGAAAGGCCGAUGGAGGGAAGCGAGAGCGAGGCAGUGUUCGAUGCCUACAACCUCAACCCGCAGCGCUUCCUCAACGAAGUCCUUAACGCCGUCGACGACAUGGUCGACGGAGCCUUCGAUUUCUGCCUGCAUCAAGCAUCACAAAUUACUGGCCCUGGUGCCGAUCGGUCUGAGGAGUUGGCUAGGGGUGUAUCUUCCCUUCGUCACUUGACUCAAGCAGUUUUGGAUAAGAGAAUGAGCAUGUGGGAGAAGUACUGCCUUCGGCAUUGUUUUUCCAUUCCAGAUGGAUUUGUGUUGCCCAAAACUAAAGAAUAUUCCAUUUCAGUGCUUCAAGAAGUCUUGUCAGAUCAAGAACUCGAUUCUCAUUUGGACUCUUUGAGAGAAAAACUUGCAGCUGCGGGGAUGGAAUCUCAAGCGCUACAUAGGGAGAUCAAUUUGUUGGAGAUGCAGUCAACUGCUGACAACAAAUACAAUGCUUCUGUUGCUGAGGUGCAACAACUAUUUAAGGAACACUCGGUGCAUCUGAUGUUUCAAGAGUUAGUAGAAUCAGCAUCCAAACUGCAUCAGAAAGUAGCUGCUGAACUAAAGAGCAAGAGGUUGGGAGAUAUGAAACAAGAUGGGGUUUGCAAGAAGCACUGUUUGAGCAGUGGCAAACAGAUGGUUCCCGACACAGGGAUUUCUUCAAGUCUUGAGGAUAUUCAAGAAAUUGUAAGCAUUUUAAAGAACACAUAGUAGUGGUUUUUUAUCAUUUCAAAACAAAUGUUGCACAUUAUCUUUCUCUAUCAUGCUGUCUAGUUUUCUGUACUAUAUGUCAUCUUAUGCUUGGUUUUUGCCAAACAAGCUAGUAAAGAUAUUCAAGAAAUCGUAAGCAUUUCGAAGGAACACAUUAUGCUUCUCAUAUCAUGUUUUAUUUUGAUGAACUAUAUAACAUCUUGAUGCUUGUUUGUUGCAAGAAAUAGCUAAAUGUCAUAGUUGCAAUCACUAAAAUUCCAGCUUGUUGUUUAAGAGAAUUUUAUGGCUUAUUCAUUAAGAGAAUAUUUAUGUAUGAAACGGAACCGAAAGUAAAAUAAUCUCAUAUUAUCAAGGAUUGAAAGAGUCCGAUUAUAUAUGUUGAUUUUGAUUCAUAAUUAAAAAUUUUAAGUUGAAUUAACAACAAAUUAUCAUAAAAAGUGGAAAAAAAAAUCCUUAUCGUACAAAAGAUCUUUAUAUUCAUAAUUAGUAUCCUGAUCUUUAUAUUUUUAAAAGUUACAUUAAAAUUCUUAUAAUCUCGUUAUUUUAAUUUUUUUUUUAAUUUUUUAUUAUGUAUAAGGAUUUUAAUAUUUUAUUUUCGUAAAUAUAAAAUUCAUAAUAUAGUUUAAAAAAAAUAUAAGAAUCAAGAUAUUAAAAUUAAUUAAUUAAAAAAAUAAUAUAUAAUUAAACCACUUAACUUGGAUUGAUGUUGAGAGGACACGGACACAGGACCAAUGUGGUCCACUCACCGUUGCGGAUGCCUCUUGUGCAUCUGUCUGGUCUCCAACGCGCUCUGGAAUUAGCAGUAUAAACAAGCAUCAGAUUGCAGUGUGCAACAUAGACGAGCGUGAUCCGAUGAUUCGAGAGAGGAGGCUAAAGAUGAUUCUCCUAAGCACCAGGGGAAAGAGAAGGAUGCAUGCACUGAACUGGCCUUCUUCGUAUCGUCCGUCGCCUGUGAUUGACGUUGGCCCUCAAUCGUCCCGAAACCAUUCCAAUCCCUGGCCGAACCCGUAUGAGUCUCAGUUUGCGAGGCAUGUCGGCUGGCAUGGACCAAAGAGAAGGAGAGAAGAGUGGAGGAGGAGCUGCUGUUGAUAGAGGAGAGGGAGAUAAGAACCUGCUGUCAACGGCCUGAAGAACAUACGCCCGGCAAGAACCAAAGAGAACGAGGGAGAGAAGGAAAAGAGGAGGACAAGAAGAACUUGCUGUUGACAAAGAAAAGAGAGAGAGGAACUUGUUGUUGAUAGCUUGAACUUGCUGUUGAACUUUCUAUUGAUAGUCAUCUUGAACCCGCUGUCAACCCUUUUCGGAACCUUGUUACGAACCAUGACCAUGAUGAGAAAAUGUGAUACACAUUAUCAAACAUUAUUAAGUAUGAAAUACUUGGCUAUGGAAAAAUGAACAAAACCUAGUAGGGUCUUUGCAGUCAUUUUAUUGAAGUAUUUCCUUCCACACAAUUGCUUGAGAUGUAAUUAUGUGUCAAUCAAUCAUGCUAAGUGGGUUAUAGUUCUUUUUCUA